AUGGAGAGCAUUGCUUUUAUAAUAAAGUAUUCUGGACAUCGGACUGAAGAUAAUUGCUAUGUUGAUUACACAACUGAGGCAAUUAUUAUUAAAGAGUAUGCAUCGUAUAAAGAUUUAGUUGAUGAAGUUGCUAAUCAGAUUGGCGUAGAUUUGAGGUAUAACAGAUUGAAACUUAAGUAUAAAAUAGAAGGUAGCAUUGCACCUUUGGUGAUACACAACGAUAUGGGAAUGAGGGUAUAUGUCUCAUUGAAGAAAGAAGUUCAGAAAUUCGCAAAGUAUCCCAUUUGUGUAACUAUAUUUGUGAAUGAUCGUGACAUACAUUGUAGAAAUCAUCAUGACGAAGAUAUUGGCUUGUGUGUAAUAAACGGAAGAUGUACAACUGAUAGCCAAGCAAUUGUUAUUAGUGCACCACUAAUCAGUGAUGAGUUAAGCAAUUCUAUUAUGUGCAAUAUGAAUCAUAAUGAAGUCAUUGAGGAUCAAGUUUAUAAGAAUAAACGUACUUUGAAAGCUGUGAUGAUGAAAUAUGCCAUUGAUAAUAGAUUUCAGUGGAAGACAAAAAGAUCAAGUUUAGUAAGUUAUACACUUGUUUGUGUAUCUGAAAAUUGUGGAUGGAUAAUGAAGGCUUCCAACAUCAAUAAAUCGGGAAUGUUUAGAAUUAGAAAGUUUGUAGAUGAACAUACAUGUUCAUUAAAAGAUAAGGUGUAUAGUCAGAGACAAGCAACAAGCAGUCUAGUUGGAGGUAUAAUAAAGCCCAAGCUAGUUGAUCAUAAAAGAAAGUUGACACCGAAAGACAUACAAGUUGAUGUUAGACUCGAACUUGGUGUAGACGUAUCUUACUCUGUGGCAUGGAAUGCUAGGGAAAAGGCAAUAAAUACAUUAAGGGGGACACCAUCUGAUUCAUAUAGUAAAUUACCCAGUUAUUUAUACAUAUUGGACACCACUUAUCCUGGAUUGCAUAUAAGAUUGAAGAAGACGGAAGAAAAUAAAUUUCUAUAUGUCUUUAUAGCUUUGUUUCCUUUCAUAAAAGGUUUUGAAAGUUGUAAGCCAAUAGUUGUAGUAGACGGCAGCCAUUUCAGAGGGACUUAUAAUGGCUCAUUUGUGUCUGCAAGCACAUUGGAUGGAGCAGGAAAUAUAUUGCCCCUAGCAUACGGUGUUAUUGAUUCGGAAAAUGACGCAUCUUGGACUUGA
Messenger RNA from Solanum lycopersicum (tomato), 1188 nucleotides. RefSeq lists its product as uncharacterized. The record is from RefSeq and is a predicted model, not a curated record. Lineage: Eukaryota; Viridiplantae; Streptophyta; Magnoliopsida; Solanales; Solanaceae.